GGUCUCUUGUCUCAGGGUCAAGUCGUGAUGUAGUGCUCGUAUCGCAAAAUCUGCGGAUGACGUAGCCUGUACGGGCAUUAUUGUCCGCAAGUUGAAGGUUAUAUGCGGCUAUGAUUGGCAGAUGUUGACUACCCCACUGAAGCGUAGCAUUUUGAAAUUUAUAUCUUUUGUUUUUCGAAACAAUUGAGUUCGUUCCUUUUUCUUCUUUUCUCUGGCGAUUGUUGAUUGAUAUUGAUAAGACGUGCUAUCGUCGCACUAACUUCGCUGAAACUUGGAUUCCCCGCAUCAAAUCGUCGAUGCAAUCGUCAAGACAAGAGAGAGAGAGAGAGAUACAAGACACUUAUUAACUUAUAAGUCGACGACUAACAAGUGACCAUGGCACCGACCAAUAAGCAAUGGCUUUCUAAGCUGGAUGGGGUUGAUAAGCUGGAGUUUACGGAGGGCGAGGUGCCCGUGCCGAAGGACGGAGAAGUGCUUGUCAAGAUUCAUACUGUGAGCUUGAACUACCGAGAUAUUGAAGUCUGCGAAGGCCAGUAUACCCACCACUCAAAUCCCGAUGACUUCAACGCCGGCAUCGUUCCUUGCUCUGACAUGUGCGGCACCGUUGUUGAGAGUAAAUCACCGCUCCUCACUACCGGCACACGUGUCAUGUCCAUCUUUUCGCAAGCCCAUCUCUCUGGAGCCCUUAAGCCGUCUGACUUGGCAACGGGCCUGGGCCUGCCUCUGCCCGGUGUUCUGACCGAGUACAGAUGUUUUGAUGCAAAGACUCUGGUUAAAGUGCCCAAGUACCUGACGGAUGAGGAGGCUAGUUGCUUGCCGAUUGCGAGCGUGACGGCGUGGAUGGCGCUGAACUGGAUGAGGCCUAUUGGUAAAGCCUUUCAGGCGGUGGAGAUAUAUGGGCAGAAUCCGGAAGAGAAAAGGGUCGAGACAGUGUUGCUGCAGGGCACUGGAGGGGUGAGCAUUGCGGGGCUGCAGAUUGCAAAGGCGGCUGGGUUGAAGGUCAUCAUUACGUCUUCGUCAGAUGAGAAGCUCGAGCAGGCGAAGAAGCUUGGUGCGGAUCAUACCAUAAACUACCGUACUUACUGGGAGUGGCAGGACCGCGUCUUGGAAGCCACGGGCGGCAACGGCGCCGACUACAUUGUCGAAGUGGGUGGUGCGAAGACUCUGCGCAAGAGCUUUGAUAGUGUGGCGUUUGGCGGAACGAUCAGCUGCAUCGGCUAUGUGUCCGGCAAGGAGGACGAGAAUAAUGACGGGGACAAGGGCAAGGCGUCGAGCUGGAAUAAGCUGAAUGUGAAUGUCUUGGCGCUGCGGAAGAACGUCACGCUGAAGGGGUUGAUCAAUGGCGGCAAGGACCGGUUUGAGGAGAUGGUGAGGUUUUACGAGGAGAAGGAGAUUCGGCCGGUGGUGUGCAAGGUGUUUGGGUUGGAGGAGGCGAAGGAGGCGAUGGGGUAUGUGCAGGCGGGGAAGCACUUUGGAAAGGUUGUGAUUAAGAUUGCGUGAUGCUGUGAGGGUAUGUAGAAGGGUCUUGUUGGUUACUUUAGAAUAGGUAGUAUAGAUAACUUGGCUUGGGUACUCUUAGGUACUUGGAUUACGUAGGUAUGCUUCCUGUGCUUCCUGUGCUUCCUAUGGCUGUGUAGUUUUGAGAAACUUCGUUGAUAGAUACGUAUAGAGGCUGUUAAAAUUGUCUUGUUAGCAAAAUCAAG
Trichoderma asperellum CBS 433.97 is the source of this 1703-nucleotide messenger RNA. RefSeq lists its product as uncharacterized. Gene Ontology annotation, molecular function: oxidoreductase activity. Lineage: Eukaryota; Fungi; Ascomycota; Sordariomycetes; Hypocreales; Hypocreaceae. The record is from RefSeq and is a predicted model, not a curated record.